Messenger RNA from Equus quagga, 678 nucleotides. Its product is annotated as sialic acid-binding Ig-like lectin 14. Gene Ontology annotation, cellular component: plasma membrane. The record is from RefSeq and is a predicted model, not a curated record. Gene Ontology annotation, biological process: cell adhesion. Lineage: Eukaryota; Metazoa; Chordata; Mammalia; Perissodactyla; Equidae. Gene Ontology annotation, molecular function: sialic acid binding. The transcript has 2 exons. Bases 1 to 474 code for a protein of 157 amino acids.
AUGGUGCCCCUGCUGCUGCUGCCCCUGCUGUGGGGGGGGUCCCUGCAGGAGUAUCCAGGGUACCAGCUCCAACUGCCAGAAUCAGUGACUGUGCAGGAGGGUUUGUGUGUCCUCGUGCUCUGCUCCUUCUCCUACCCCUGGGAUCCGGUGAAUCCCCCUGGUGAACUCUACAUCUACUGGUUCCGGGAUGGGGGUUACCAGCGCUACCCUAUGCCUGUGGCCACAAACAACCCAGAGCAACAAGUGGAUACAGAGACCCAGAGCCGAUUCCGCCUCCUCGGGGACCCCAGGACCAACAACUGCUCCCUGAGCAUCAGAGACGCCAGGAGGAGCGAUACAGGCAUCUACUCCUUCCGAUUGGAGGGAGGAUAUUAUGUGAACUAUAGUUACAGAGAUAAGAAGCUGCAUUUGCAGGUGACAGGUACAGCAGGGGCCCCAGGAGAGGACCCUGGGAUGUGGAGACACUCAUCUUAGACAGAACAUUGGAACAUUCCCUGCUCCAGGCAUUGGGCUGGGCUGGUCAGAGGGAUACAGGACCAGGGUCAGUUCAGACCCUGAGGCUCUGGUCCCUCUCAGGGUCACACCCUGGGUCCCCACCCCCCUGGGGCCCAGGCAUCUCUCUGUCUCCUCCUCAGGCCUGACACAGAAACCUGACAUCCACCUUCUGGAGCCUCUGGA